Molecule: messenger RNA, 1554 nt
Organism: Candidozyma haemuli
Lineage: Eukaryota; Fungi; Ascomycota; Pichiomycetes; Serinales; Metschnikowiaceae
Gene: SRP101
Product: Signal recognition particle receptor subunit alpha
Exons: 3
Coding region: 1-1554 (517 amino acids)
Biological process (GO): SRP-dependent cotranslational protein targeting to membrane
Cellular component (GO): endoplasmic reticulum membrane
Molecular function (GO): GTPase activity; ATP hydrolysis activity; GTP binding
Source: RefSeq, a predicted model, not a curated record
AUGUCCCAGACCCUUAUCAUAUUUGAACCUUCAGGAAAGGUGCUCCACCAGGUAAACAAUAAGAUUCUGCCUUUCAAUGAUCUUAUCCAUAGUAUUGUGAAUGAAACACAUACUGAGUUGAACCCAGGCUUUUACACCACACUGGCGUCCCAGAAAAGUGUUUACGCUGCGGUCUACUUUGACGUGGUGACCACUUUGGACAGUGAUAGAGUCAGGCAAUGCUUGCUGGAUGUGUUGAAGACGUACUUUAAGGUUACUGAGGAGGACGAGGACCUGCUGAAAUUGGGCAAGCUCGUGGACUACCAGUUUAACCAAUUGACGAAACUUAAGACGGGAGCGGCUGCUCCUGCCACGCCUGAGAAAGUGACCAGAGCGGUGGAACCUAAAAUCGAAAAGACCGUUCAGAAGAAGAAGGGUGCUAAGGCUAUGAGGAAAUGGGUGAAUGGCGAGAUGGUCGAGGUUUCUGCCGAUAAUAGCGUUUUGGACUAUUCAGAGGGGAAGGGCGACUCUACAGAUGCAUUCAGUGGUACCGAGGAGCUUAUUAGUGUGGAUAAUUCGAAUUUCCAGCGUACAGACGAUCUUGUGUUGGUUAGUGAACUUCAGGAUAUUUUGGGCGAGGAGGAAAGUGACGAUGAUGAAGAUGCGCCUAAGACGUUGACAAGCACGUUUUUCGGUAAGGUUUCGUCGUACUUUGGCGGAGCAGCUGAUAUUAAUGACGUUUCUAAGAAGUUCUAUGAGCAGCUUAUAUCGAAGAACAUUGCUCCUCCUACGGCUACCAUGAUCAUAGACAAGAUCAAGGCCACGAUUAAUAAGAAAUCAGUCACGGCUGCAGACUUUAAACUGGUGCUUACAGAGGAACUCACCAAAACACUCACGCCUAAUGUUUCUACAGACUUGCUUUACGAUAUCAAGCGUAACAGCGCUGGCCACAAGAGGCCGUAUGUCAUUUCCGUUGUCGGUGUCAAUGGAGUGGGUAAAUCCACCAACUUGGCGAAACUAGCAUACUGGUUCUUGCAGAAUAAUUUGAACGUGUUGAUUUGUGCUUGUGAUACAUUUAGAUCAGGAGCAGUGGAGCAGUUGAAGGUUCAUGUGAACAACUUGCAAAGACUCAAUGCCAAUGCUUCUACGGGUUACGGUGGAGGUGACCAUGUGGUGAACACCGCCAAACUGGCUAUCAGCCAUGCCCAGGAAGAAGGCUACGAUAUCGUUUUGAUCGAUACGGCUGGUAGAACGCAUUCUAAUGCCAAACUCAUGGCGCCACUUAAGAAGUUUGGUGAUGCCGCCAACCCAGAUAAGAUCAUCAUGGUCGGUGAGGCGCUUGUGGGUACAGACUCUGUGGAGCAGGCAGUCAAUUUCAACAAUGCGUUCGGCAACCGCCGGAACCUUGAUUUCUUUAUCAUUUCCAAGGUUGAUACCGUGGGUGAUUUGGUUGGUUCCAUGAUCAACAUGGUGAUGGCCACCCGUGUGCCUAUCUUGUUUGUGGGUACUGGCCAGACAUACACAGACAUUAAGAAGCUUAGCGUGAAGAGCGUUGUGGAAAUGCUUACCAGGUAG